UCCUGGUCAGGAACAGCGAGAGUCUGUCGCACGGACUACUCUCUCUCUAUCAGAGAUCGCUCCAGUGGGUUCAUUCACCUGAGAAUAGUCUACGAGAGGAGUGGCUACGUGUUGGGCCAGUUCAGCAGCCACUUUCAGACUGUGCCCGAGUGCAUCUUCUUCUACACACAGCAGAGGCUCAACAUUAGGGGAACUGACCACAAAAAACUGCGAUACCCAGUGCCCAGGGAUCACUAUAAACCAUGACGUGCGGUGGCUCCUGGAGCUACACAACGUCAUAGUGUGCAUUAUUUGAGAAUUGUUCUGUACCUUAUCUACUACAGUAUAUACUGUACAUGAAUCACCCUCCG
Molecule: messenger RNA, 350 nt
Organism: Geodia barretti
Lineage: Eukaryota; Metazoa; Porifera; Demospongiae; Tetractinellida; Geodiidae
Source: the annotation of a GenBank genome assembly